Messenger RNA from Prorocentrum cordatum, 879 nucleotides. The record is from the annotation of a GenBank genome assembly. Lineage: Eukaryota; Dinophyceae; Prorocentrales; Prorocentraceae.
AUGGCUCGCAGCAGCGCCCUGGCAGCGGCCCUUAUCCUCCUUUUGCUGCCAAUGACGUCCCACGCCGAGCACGUCAACUGCAAGCCUGGCGAGGUCGCAUACGAGACGGUGCGAGUCGGCAACCAGGACGUCGACCUGCUGACCACUGGUCCAGGCUGCCCCGGGAGCGCACCCAGAAUUGCUGUGCCGCAUCAACCCGUCGCCGCCGUGGCCGCGGUGACCGCCGUGGCCGCGCCGGCGCGGAACUGGUCCAUCGACGGGUCCGGCACCAUGCGCCACAAGCCCACGGGCAUGACGGUGUCGCCUGAGACGGGCAUCUCCAUCCCGGGCGCAGAGGUCAAGCUCGGCCCGCAGGACAUAGAGGUCGAGAUCGACUCCCGGCUGGGCGCUGGCGCGGGCGGCGUGGUGCAGAAGGGCAGGAUCAAGCAGACCGGGGUGCCUGUCGCGAUCAAGGUCAUCAGAGUGGACGACAAGGCCAAGCGGGCCCAGCUCAUCAACGAGAUCAAGGGGCUGGUUCAGGCGGAAGGCUGCCCGUACCUUGUGCAGUGGUACGCGGGCUUCGCGAACGCUAACAACAAUCUUCAGGUCAGCGUGGCCCUGGAGUUCAUGAACCUUGGGAGCCUCGCCGACCUGAAAAAGAGGAUAUUGAUGGCAAACGCGGGCCUCUCUGGCGCCCCCUCGGCCAACGUGGCGGCGAUCAGCGCGCAGGUGACCCUCGGGCUCCACCACCUGCACUCGAAGAAGAUCCUGCACAGAGGGAUAUCAAGCUGGAGAACAUCCUCCACAACCACGAGGGCCGGGUCAAGCUCACGGACUUCGGUAUUGCGAGGGACAUGGACGCCACCCUCGCGGUCGCCGGCACGUUUGUGGGCACCGUGA